AAUAUUCUUGCAAUUAUUGAAAUUAUGAAUCAAGCAUGCAAAUCAACUUAUUAUGAUUACCAAACACCUUUAUAUAAAAAAAUUGAAUCCUGUGCUCAAAAAAGUGCAAAGGACAUACUAAUAGUAGUAGUCAACCAGUUAAGAACUAAUCAAAAAAAAUUUGUUUCAGUUGGAUUUGAU
Molecule: messenger RNA, 180 nt
Organism: Racocetra fulgida
Lineage: Eukaryota; Fungi; Glomeromycota; Glomeromycetes; Diversisporales; Gigasporaceae
Source: the annotation of a GenBank genome assembly